UUCGACACCAGCAUACAAUCCAAACAAUCCAAGACCAGUCACACAAUAUGUUCCUCCUCCCGACACUGUGGCUAUCGCCCCUGCAAGACUUACAAGUUAUAAAUAUUCCAAUGAUCAAACGUUUGUUGCUACUAAUAAUGGGUACGGUUUUGACCGAGUCACCCGAGAAAGUGCUUGGUAUUCAUACUAA
Dentiscutata heterogama is the source of this 190-nucleotide messenger RNA. NCBI's taxonomy places the organism in Eukaryota, Fungi, Glomeromycota, Glomeromycetes, Diversisporales, Gigasporaceae. The record is from the annotation of a GenBank genome assembly.